AUGGCAUCAGACCAGCCUAGAGUUAUUCCUCUCGACGUCGUCAUCACCCAUAAAACUUUAAUUUUCAGAGACAAGACCUGGAGAAAGAGAAUCGAAGGAGAUAAGGUAGUGACAGUUUUAAUGGGGUUUUCUGAUUCCGGCCAAAAUCGAUCAAUUGAUGCUCAAGAAAAUCUGUCGGGUUCCUUUGCACUUUCCGGCGACGAGAAAGAUCAUGUGUUCGAUGAAAUGUGCAGCAAUUCUAGGGUUUACGAUCUUCUCACCAAGGACAUAAUCCACGCCGUAGUUGAAGGUUUUAAUGGAACUGCAUUUGCGUAUGGGCAGACCAGCAGUGGCAAGACUUUCACUAUAUAUCCUCGAAUCAUUCACCGAGCGGUUAGGGAUGUGUUUGAGAGAAUUCACAUGAUGUCGACCCGAGAGUUUCUUAUUCGAGUUUUGUACAUGGAAAUAUAUAAUGAAGAAAUUAAUGACUUUUUGGCUGUGGAGAACCAGAAAUUGCAGAUUCAUGAGAGUUUGGAGCUUGGAAUAUUUGUAGCUGGUCUUAGAGAGGAAAUUGUCAGUAAUGUUUAACAUGUGUUGAAACUCCUUGAAUUUGGAGAAGUGCAUUUAAUACACUUUGAAGAAACAAAUAUGAAUGCUCGGAGUAGUAGAUCUCACACAAUAUUCAGAAUGGUAAUUGAAAGCAAAGAGAAGGACAUUAAUGCAGGUGCUGAUGUCGUUCGUGUCUCAGUCUUGAAUUUGAUAGAUUUAGCUGGUUUUGAACGAAUUGCUAAAACUGGAGCUGGAGGCAUACGUUUGAAGGAGGGAAAACAUAUAAAGAAGAGCUUAAUGAGUCUUGGUAAUGUGAUUAACAAGCUAAGUGAUGGUGCGAAAAAAAGAUUAUUGAUUUGAAUGCAGGGCCAUAUUCCUUAUCGUGAUAGUAAGCUAACCCGUAUACUUCAACCUGCCCUUGGUGGUAAUACAAAAACUUCAAUAAUAUGCACUAUAGCACCACAAGAGGUACAUAUUGAGGAAACAAGGGGAACCCUUCAGUUUGCUAGCAGAGCUACGAUUACUAACUGCGCUCAAGUAAACGAGAUCUUGACAGAAGCAUCCUUACUGAAGAGACAAAAACAAGAGAUAGAAGAGCUUCAUGGAGUUUCAUGCCCUUUGUUAUUGUGCAAAAUCUAUAAAAAUAAAAAAUAAAAUAAAAAACCAUGGACUGUAAAGAUUAUGUUAAAAUGGCCGGCACAUUGUAUUCAUUUAAGCAUAUUCUUGGAAAAGAGAAAAAAAAAAGACUUGAAAUUAUUUGAUGUCCAAAAUUGUCAUUAU
Molecule: messenger RNA, 1308 nt
Organism: Argentina anserina (silverweed cinquefoil)
Lineage: Eukaryota; Viridiplantae; Streptophyta; Magnoliopsida; Rosales; Rosaceae
Product: kinesin-like protein KIN-7N
Biological process (GO): microtubule-based movement
Molecular function (GO): microtubule motor activity; ATP binding; microtubule binding
Source: RefSeq, a predicted model, not a curated record